This is a messenger RNA of Rhizophagus irregularis DAOM 181602=DAOM 197198, 746 nucleotides long. RefSeq lists its product as uncharacterized. The record is from RefSeq and is a predicted model, not a curated record. NCBI's taxonomy places the organism in Eukaryota, Fungi, Glomeromycota, Glomeromycetes, Glomerales, Glomeraceae.
AAACAUUAAACAUUUAGAUAUUUUCUAUAUUUUCUUACAUUUAUUUAAUGAUGAAAGUUUUGAAAACUUUAAUGUUCAAAGUUUUAUUAAGUUCACUAAGUUUUUGUUUAGAUACCAUUAACAAAAAAUUUGAACAAGAAUUUUUAAUAAGUAUACCAAAUAAUUUGAGGCAAUUGAUAAUUGAUUUUCCUCAAAAUUCAAUAGGAACAUAUCAACGUGGUGCUCUAAUCAAUACUACUACUUGGGAAAGGCUUUGUAAAACUAUUCAAGAGCAAAACAAACUCAAGAUAUUUAAGAUAAACAGUUUUCAGACUUUAUCAAAUAAUGUUCUUUUGUCCUUAGAAAUUCAAAAGCAUUCUUUAGUUCAUAUUGAAUUUAAAAAUAUUAGGUUUAAUAAUGUUGAUUUAAAAGAUUUCAAUAAUUUAUAUAAUUUAGGAUAUUUAAAAUUUGAAUGUUGUAAAGGUAUAUUAUUAAAUCAAUGAGAGAUUUUAAAGGUUGCUUCAUUUAAGCUCAAGGAACUAUCAAUUAUAUGUAAUAAAUGGAAUGCUGGUGACACAUCUUUAAUGGUCAAAUAUUUUGGUACAUCAUUACAAAGAUUAUUAGUUGAACCCCUUACAAUUAAUCUUAUUGAAAAUAUAUCGAUGUAUUGUCCAAAUCUUAUUUAUUUAAAAUUAGGAAUUUAUUCAUGUACCAAUUUAUCAGUAUUAGCAUAUUUUAAAAAUUUAAAAACUAAAAUGUUAAGUAUU